CGACGUAGCGGGGUCACGAAGCAGGGACCAGGCGCUCUCACACGGCAGCGACUAAUCGGGGUUCAGCGUCUGCAGCCGCAGGAGAGCGUUCGACUGCUGGCCCGACCUGGAGGAGUCCGCUGAAGAAAAAUGUGCUUCUUAAAUCAAUCCCAGCUUCUCCUUUAUACGAAGAACUCUUAAGGAUGCUCGCAGAAAAGAAGCAAAUGAAACCGAAAGCUCCCCUGCAGCUCAGAAAAACAAAGACACAGUGUUUUGAGGAGUGAAGGUGGCAUGGUGUCAGCCAUGGGUGAUCCAGACACAGCCAGAUAAUGUUCAUCAGUUUCUUUAAACUACGGCUUUUCUGCUGUCUGCUUGCAGUGUUGAUGGUGGUGGUGCUUGUCAUCAAUGUCACUCAGGUAGAGGUUUUGGUUCAUCAUUAUCACAGUCCUGCAUUAGUAUAUGGUGUUCAGUUUGUUACCCAUGUUUUGAAGUGGUUUUGCUCUACCGCUGUCUAAUUCUGUGGUCUGUGUGCUCAUGCUCCAUGGGGCAACAGCCCCACAGGAUUCCAGCCUGUGCCUUCUGGAGGAGGGAAGGGCAUCUCCAGCCGGAAGACAGGAAGAUGGGAUGCAGUUGCUGUACAUUCCCUGGCCCCUGCUGGACACUGAAGCAGCUGUGGAUUGCCCUGGAACCUCUUUCUUCAGCCACCUCCUUGAAUGGAAGUACUUGGACCGUGAGACUGUCUCAGCCACAUUCAUCGACAGCAGUGGACAGUCCGUCUUGUCUCAGGUGGUAGGAACUAGCCGGAACCCUUACUGCGGCUAUGAACACCAGACUCUGUCCAGCCAGGAGCGCGUGGAGGAGGACUCCUUACUGACUGCCUUACAGUGGCAGAUGCCUGACGUGGGCCCUGUCCCAUUUUUGCAGAGCAGUGACCCUUCUUCCAGCUACUUUGUCAUCUUGAACUCUGCGGCCUUCUUCAAGGUGGGAAGCCAGCUAGAGGUGUUGGUUCAUAUACAGAAUUUUCAAAGAAAGCCCAAGAAGUAUGGUGGAGACUACCUGCAGGCCCGGAUUCACUCCCCUAAGCUGCAGGCAGGGGCUGUUGGCAGAGUGGUAGACUACCAGAAUGGGUUUUACAAGGUCUUUUUUACUUUGCUCUGGCCAGGCAGAGUUCAAGUGUCUGUAUCUCUGGUCCACCCCAGCGAAGGGAUCAGAGUUCUUCAGCACCUACAGGAAGAAAAACCAGACAGGGUUUAUUUCAAGAGUCUCUUUCGUUCGGGAAGAAUUUCUGAAACUACUGAGUGCAACGUGUGUCUUCCUAGGAAUCUGCCCCUGUGUAAUUUCACAGAUCUGUACACUGGAGAACCCUGGUUCUGCUUCAAACCAAAGAAGCUCCCUUGCAGCAGCAGAAUUAACCAUUUCAAAGGUGGAUACCUGAAGGGCCUCCUAACUGCCGCAGAGAGUGCUUUCUUCCAGAGUGGUGUCAAUAUCAAAAUGCCCAUCAACUCCAGUGGACCUGAUUGGGUGACUGUAAUCCCCAGGACAAUAAAAGAAACUAACAAACUAGAACUAUAUCAAGGCGCAGGAACUUUUCCUUCCGGGUAUUAUUACAAAGAUCAGUGGAGGCCUAGAAACUUUAAGAUUCGCCAAUUUAAUGACCCUGACAGCAUUACAGAAUGCUUACAAAGAAAAGUGGUAUAUUUAUUUGGUGACUCAACAAUCAGGCAAUGGUUUGAAUACCUAACUACAUUUGUUCCAGAUUUAGUGGAGUUUAACUUGGGUAGUCCCAGGAAUGUGGGUCCCUUCCUUGCGGUGGACCAGAAGCACAGCAUCCUGCUCAAGUACCGCUGCCAUGGUCCCCCCAUCCGCUUCACCACCGUCUUCAGUAGUGAGCUCCGUUAUGUGGCCAAUGAGCUGAAUGGUAUCGUGGGAGGGAAGAACACCGUGGUGGCCAUAGCCAUAUGGUCUCAUUUCAGCACCUUCCCCUUGGAAGUGUAUAUCCGGCGGCUCAGGAACAUCCGUCGAGCAGUGGUCCAGCUCUUGGAUCGAAGCCCUAAGACCGUGGUAGUUAUCAGGACAGCCAAUGCCCAAGAGCUGGGGCCUGAGGGAAAGAACAAGGUUGGCUGGCAGCGGAGUGUUUGCAGCUCAUCUGCAUGAAGAGCACAGAUGGUCCACCUUCAGCAGGCGAACUAACGAGACUUGCGUCCAGUGGCUCCUAUAACACACUGAAGACUGCCAUAUCUCAGAGCUUCUCUUGAUUAUCCACUUUUUCCGAAUUACUUGAAAAGACCAGUGUCCUUGCUCAGAACUUCUAGUGAGAAUAUUUACAAUGUACUUCUUUUAUCUAGAAAAAAAGCAGAUGUGAGCUAUGAAAACAGUAUGUAUAAAAUCUUUGUGUUCAGUCGAUACUUGCAUUGGGUGAUUGUUAUUUAAUUCAGCUAAAUUUUACAUUAUGAAUACUUAUUCUAAUAUAACCACUUUUGGAACUGGAAGGGUAAAACCUAUAAACAGAAAUUUAUUUUUGUGUUCCAAAGUUUGAAGGUUUUAAGAAUUGACUUUUAUGUAAAGAGUGAAUUGUGUAUUAUAAAGUUGUAAAAAUUAUUUCCAUCUAUUUCGAGUGUUUCUUUCUUGGUUGUUAUUUUUGUUAACAUGAAACAGCACCAGAUGUUAGAUCUCGGUCCUUGAAUUGGGCUAAGAAAAGAAUUCAGAGCCAGGAGCUCAAAUACAAGCGAAAAUUUACUUAGAAAGUAACAGGAAUAGAAGAAGUGAGUCAUGGAAGAAGUGAACCAGCUGGGCAAAAGAGAGGCCCUUGAAGCUUCGGAGAAAGAAAGGCAAAGAAACUGUGCCCGGAGGAAGGAGAGAGGGAAAGACUUAUGCAUGCUCCUGAGAGAGCAGGCCUGGGAAAGAAGGGGGUGGGGAGAGGUAUGGGCAUGAGAGAGAGAGAGACAGACAGAGACAGAGAGAGAGACAGAGAGAGAGACAGAGAUCCCUGCUCCAGUGUGAGAGAUUUAUCAGGAGGUCCCAGGAGAGGAUCUCAAUAGAAUAUUCAUCAGCUUUUC
This is a messenger RNA of Molossus molossus (Pallas's mastiff bat), 3035 nucleotides long. RefSeq names its product neurexophilin and PC-esterase domain family member 3 (gene NXPE3). Lineage: Eukaryota; Metazoa; Chordata; Mammalia; Chiroptera; Molossidae. Bases 514 to 2133 code for a protein of 539 amino acids. The transcript is spliced from 9 exons. The record is from RefSeq and is a predicted model, not a curated record.